CCCAACCAAUUGUACUGUGGCCGGAUGGAAGAGCCCAGCUGACACAGCCCAGCUGAGUCUCAGGAAGCUUGGGGUUGACUUCUUUUACUUCAGGAAAGCCCGAACUCCAUUAAUGCACUAUUUGAAGCAUGGCCUGAAUAGAUUCAGUCAUUAUUGAGUCAAAUUAAAUACAGUGAAACAAAGAUUGCUACCAUCAUCAAAUCGAAAAAAAAAUCUGAAGACAUAAGGACUACCACAAGGAAGAUGUCAUUUCGUAUCCCUUUUUGAUCAGCACAGAAGACAGAGUGAGAAGUUACAGUGUAACAAUGACAACUACUUCAGCUGGAAGCUGGCCUUGCUCCUCCCACAGAGUGCACUUUCAAACUAAUUACAGUGACCAAGACUCAAGAAACUUCUCAGGAAUGCCAAAUGAUACUGAUACUAGCUGUCCCAUGGAUGAGAAAAUAUUAUCUAAAGUAUUAGCAACAUUUUACUCUAUUAUCUUCAUCGUGGGACUUGUUGGGAACAUAAUUGCCCUCUACGUAUUUCUGGGUAUUCACCGCAAAAGAAAUUCCAUUCAAAUCUACCUGCUUAAUGUGGCUGUUGCAGACCUUCUACUCAUUUUCUGCCUCCCUUUUCGAAUAAUGUAUCACAUUAACCAAAACAAAUGGACACUAGGUGUGAUCAUUUGCAAGGUUGUGGGAACAUUAUUUUAUAUGAACAUGUAUAUUAGCAUUAUUUUGCUUGGAUUCAUCAGUUUGGAUCGCUACAUAAAAAUUAAUCGGUCUAUACAACAACGGAGGGCAAUAACAACCAAACAAAGUAUUUAUAUUUGCUGUAUAGUAUGGACAGUUGCUCUUGUUGGAUUUUUAACUAUGAUUGUUUUAACACUUAAGAAAGAAGGGCACAACUCUACAAUGUGUUUCCAUUACAGAGAUAGGCAAAAUGCAAAGGGAGAAGCAAUUUUUAACUUCAUUCUUGUGGUAAUGUUCUGGCUGAUUUUUCUACUAAUAAUUCUCUCAUAUAUUAAGAUUGGCAAGAAUCUAUUGAGAAUUUCUAAAAGGAGAUCAAAAUUUCCAAAUUCUGGCAAAUAUGCCACUACUGCACGGAAUUCAUUUAUUGUUCUGAUAAUUUUUACUCUAUGUUUUGUUCCCUAUCAUGCCUUUCGAUUUAUCUACAUUUCUUCACAGAUAAAUGCAUCAUCUUGCUACUGGAAAGAAAUUGUUCAUAAAACCAAUGAGAUCAUCCUGGUUCUUUCAUCUUUCAAUAGUUGCUUGGAUCCAGUCAUGUAUUUUCUGAUGUCCAGUAAUAUUCGCAAAAUAAUGUGUCAACUUCUUUUCAGAAGAUUUCAAGGUGAAGCAAGCAGAAGUGAAAGCACUUCAGAGUUUAAACCAGGCUAUUCCUUGCAUGAUACAUCUGUGGUAGCUAAAAUGCAGUACAACUGUAGAAGCACCUGAGGCCAGCAUAGUAAAAAAGAAAUAUACAAUCCUGCAUCUUCAUCCCUCAAAGAUCUAAAAUGUGAUGAAAUAAGACGUUGAAUGUAUGAAAUUCACAUCUCCUCAAAGCUGCUUAUAUAUAUGAUAUUUUUUUUGCUUCAAUGCAAAAAAAGUUCAAGGCAAAGAGAAGCUUACACUCAUCACUAGAUUUAAAAUCUGAAUGUAACAAUCUCAAAAUAUAUUGGUAAGCUAACACUUUAACACGAAUUAUGAAGUUAAAUGAAAUUUCUGGCUUUAACAACAAGAUUAAAGUUAGUGUCAAUGUUUCUCAGUCACUAAAAGUAGUUACUAAAAGCAACCACUUAGUACUAAUUUUAAAGUAUGUUUAAAAAUAAAGUGAAUUGAGAAUUGAUUUGAAAUGUCAAAAAAGGUAUCUAGACCAGGCUCCGGUAGCUCACUCCUCUAAUUCUAGAUAUUUAGGAGGCUGAGAUCGAGGAUGAAGGUUUGAAGCCAGCAUGGGCAGGAAAGUCUGUGUGAUUCUUA
Dipodomys spectabilis (banner-tailed kangaroo rat) is the source of this 1958-nucleotide messenger RNA. It is a transcript of the gene Gpr34, whose product is annotated as G protein-coupled receptor 34. Gene Ontology annotation, biological process: G protein-coupled receptor signaling pathway. The record is from RefSeq and is a predicted model, not a curated record. Lineage: Eukaryota; Metazoa; Chordata; Mammalia; Rodentia; Heteromyidae. Bases 306 to 1436 code for a protein of 376 amino acids. Gene Ontology annotation, cellular component: membrane. Gene Ontology annotation, molecular function: G protein-coupled purinergic nucleotide receptor activity. The transcript is spliced from 3 exons.